Messenger RNA from Thunnus maccoyii (southern bluefin tuna), 3570 nucleotides. RefSeq names its product WD repeat-containing protein 47-like. Bases 359 to 3034 code for a protein of 891 amino acids. The transcript is spliced from 17 exons. Gene Ontology annotation, molecular function: protein binding. NCBI's taxonomy places the organism in Eukaryota, Metazoa, Chordata, Actinopteri, Scombriformes, Scombridae. The record is from RefSeq and is a predicted model, not a curated record.
UUGAAACUGAAAAAUUCUGAACUGAAACUGAAAAGUUUAACAGUGAAACUCAAAAAUUAAGCUGCGUGACGACAAAAGAGUUACCUGUGUGACCACCGGGCGUCAUCAUCGCUACAGUUGAUUGGUGGUUUGCGGCUGCGUCCGCAUGGCAACCGUGAGCUGUGUACAAGAAAUGAGAUAGAAGGGAGCUUUCUGGAAACGUUGAACGGGAUCACAACAGCUAAUACAGCUUCCUCCCCUCCCCUCCGUAGACAAGGUUACAUUUGGAGAUCGCAGACGGCGUGGAGCGGCUUUAAUGCGGCGUGUUGUUGGCGCAGACUGACAGCCAGCUGUAAGCUGCCACCACAGACCUGUAAUCAUGACGGCAGAGGAGACGAUCAACAUCAAGGAGGCAGAGGUGAUCAAGCUGAUCCUGGACUUCCUCAACUCCAGGAAGCUGCACAUCAGCAUGCUGGCCUUAGAGAAGGAGAGCGGCGUCAUUAAUGGACUUUAUUCUGAUGACAUGCUCUUCCUCAGGCAACUCAUUCUGGACGGCCAGUGGGAGGAAGUGAUGCAGUUUAUUCAACCUUUAGAAGGAAUGGACAAGUUUGACAAGAGAAGGUUCCGCUACAUCAUUCUGAAGCAGAAGUUUCUUGAAGCUCUGUGUGUAAAUAACGCCAUGUCUGCUGCUGAAGACCCUCAGAAUCUGGAGCUCACCAUGAAGGAGGCAGUCAAGUGCCUCCACAAUCUGGAGGAGUUUUGUCCAUCCAAAGAGGACUACAGCAAGCUGUGUCUCCUCCUCACGCUGCCACGCCUCACCCACCACGCCGAGUUCAAAGACUGGCACCCGAGCACGGCGCGCGUCCACUGCUUUGACGAGGCCUGCACUAUGGUAGCUGAAUUCAUUCCAGCGGACAGGAAGCUGAGCGAGGCUGGAUUCAGGGCGAGCGGGAACCGUCUCUUCCAACUACUCAUCAAAGGGAUCCUUUAUGAGUGCUGUGUUGAGUUCUGUCAGAGUAAAGCAACUGGUGAGGAGAUCACAGAGGGUGAGGUGUUGCUCGGUGUGGAUGUGCUCUGCGGGAACGGCUGUGAUGAACUGGAUUUGUCGCUGCUCUCCUGGCUGCAAAACCUCUCCCCCGGUGCCUUCUCAUGCGCCUUCCAGCAGAAAACCCUCAACAUCCACGUGGACCGGCUGGUGAAGCCCAGCAAGGCCGGCUAUGCCGACCUCCUCACGCCCUUAAUCAACCGCCUAUCCCCCUGCCCUACCUCGCCCUUCCACCAGAGGCCUCAUUCAGCCGACACCUACAUGUCCAGAUCCCUCAACCCAGCUCUGGACGGCCUGUCCCACGGCCUGGCAGCCCAGGACAAGAGAGGGAUGGAGGCAAAUAUGAAGUCUGCCCUCAGUCGGAGCCUAGUGGAAAAUAAUGUGCAUCAGCAGGAUGAUUCACCUGAGAGGAAGCAUCCACAGGGGCUGGAUGGCCCCAACACCACACGCACCCCUCUGACUCCUGGAAGAGAUGGUGGUGCAGCCUGCGGCACAGAAACAAAUGAGCGGCAUGACUCCACAGAGCACAUACAGGAGUAUUACAGGCAGCGACUCCGUGUGCAGCAGCAUCUGGAGCAGAAGCAGCAGCAGAGGCAGCUUUACCAGCAGAUGCUGCUGGAGGGAGGAGUGAAGCCUCAAGACGGAGCCCAACACAACCUCACUGAGACCUUCCUCAGCAGAUCCAUUCAGAAGUUGGAGGAGAUGAAUGUGGGCAUCGACCACCGAGGAGAUGAGGUGAUGACACAUCUGGGCCAGCAGUGCAACGGAGUGAAGAAUAACAGCAGCAGUUCUAGUCCCAGGACCUCCAACACCCGCCACACACCAGACACUGGGCUGCCAAGGGAAAAACAAGGCGGGGUAAGCAGCAGCACCCCGUUAAGGACUGGGAGCCACGGCUUGCCGUCCCUCGGGGAGUCCCCGGUACCUACCAGUCAGAGUGCUGAGAAGAUCAGAGGGCCUGGUGCAACAGUUCAAGAUGACUCUGGCUGUUCUGCGACACGUAGCACAGCACAAGAGCCAGGGAAGUCCAAGACACUGUUUGUCAAAGUGAGCACACUGGAGGACACGCAGGCGGUGCGUGCGGUGGCCUUCCAUCCCUCUGGCUCACUCUAUGCUGUCGGCUCCAACUCCAAAACCCUGAGAGUGUGCGCCUACCCCGACACACCGACUGCCAGUGGUUCUGGUGCAGUCAAGCAGCCGGUGGUACGCUUCAGGAGGAACAAACACCAUAAGGGCUCAAUCUACUGUGUAGCCUGGAGCCACUGUGGACAACUGUUGGCCACUGGCUCCAAUGAUAAAUACGUCAAGGUCCUGCCUUUCAAUGCAGACAGCUGCAAUGCCACAGGCCCAGAUCUGGAGUUCAGCAUGCAUGAUGGUACCAUCAGGGACCUGGCCUUCAUGGAGGGCCCUGAGAGUGGAGGAUCCAUAUUGAUCAGUGCCGGGGCCGGAGACUGCAACAUCUACACCACUGACUGUCAGAGAGGACAGGGCCUUCACGCCCUGAGUGGACACACUGGUCACAUUCUGACUCUAUAUACAUGGGGAGGGUGGAUGAUCGCCUCUGGUUCCCAGGACAAGACCGUCCGUUUCUGGGACCUGCGGGUGCCCAGCUGUGUGCGGGUGGUGGGCACAACCCUGCAUGGCACAGGAAGUGCAGUGGCGUCAGUGGCAGUGGAUCCCAGCGGCCGCCUGCUGGCCACCGGUCAGGAGGACAGCACCUGCAUGUUGUACGACAUCAGAGGAGGCCGUAUAGUCCAGACAUACUGCCCCCACAGCAGUGACAUUCGCUCAGUGCGCUUCUCACCCGGAGCCCAUCAUCUCCUCACUGGAUCCUACGACAACAAAAUCAUCAUCAGUGACCUGCAAGGCGACCUAACAAAGCCACUCCCUCAGACGGUGGCAGGGGAACACUGGGACAAGGUGAUCCAGUGUAGGUGGCACCCACAUGACCGAACCUUCCUCUCCUCCUCUGCGGAUCGAACUGUGGUCCUCUGGGCGUCAGGGCCCUGAAAUACUCACCAGAGAAACACUGGUUACCAACAACAAAAGCACAGACAAGACAAGAUGUGGAAUACACCCCGGCAUGAGAUGACAAACUGCUGCGGGGUGCGUGUGUGUUUGUGCGUGUAUGCACACAUACUGCGUGAAUUAAGCUGUUUAUAUGUUGUUCAGUUUAAAGUGAGUGUGCAUAUGUGUGUGUGUGUAUAUAAACUGUGAGACAGACAUGUUUUUAGGUGAAAAUCCAAUCACUUUAAAGAUGACAGUCUAUACAUGGUGUGUGUGUGUGUGUGUUUGAAUACUACUGUAUAUGUUGGUGUGAAUCUGUGCCUGUGUGUGUGUGUGUGUGUGUGUGUGUUUAAGCAAACAUUGCAUUCUGGAAAUAUGUAUAUGGCUUUGCAGUUUGAGUGUAAAAAGAGAAAAAUGAAUUAAAGGACCAGUGUGUAAAAUUUAGGGGGAUCAAUCAGCAGAAUUAGAAUAUAAUAUUCAUAAGUACGUUUUAAUUAGUGUAUAAUCACCUGAAAAUAAGAAUUGUUGUAUUUUUGUUA